Enhydra lutris kenyoni (northern sea otter) is the source of this 2560-nucleotide messenger RNA. RefSeq names its product caspase 3. The record is from RefSeq and is a predicted model, not a curated record. NCBI's taxonomy places the organism in Eukaryota, Metazoa, Chordata, Mammalia, Carnivora, Mustelidae. Gene Ontology annotation, cellular component: cytoplasm. Gene Ontology annotation, biological process: proteolysis; erythrocyte differentiation; positive regulation of apoptotic process. The transcript is spliced from 7 exons. Bases 61 to 894 code for a protein of 277 amino acids.
CGUAGCAGCUUCAGUGGCAAGCAUUAAAGGGGUCCAAGAACUAGAAAAUUAGAAGUAUCCAUGGAGAACAGUGAACACUCCGUGGAUGCAAAAUCCAUUAAAAAUUCAGAAACAAAGAUCUUACAUGGAAGCAAAUCAGUGGACUCUGGAAUGUCCUUGGACAACAGUUAUAAAAUGGAUUAUCCUGAAAUGGGUUUAUGUAUAAUAAUUAAUAAUAAGAACUUUCAUAGAAGUACUGGAAUGGCACCUCGGUCUGGUACAGAUGUAGAUGCAGCAAACCUCCGGGAAACAUUCACGAACUUGAAAUAUGAAGUCAGGAAUAAAAAUGAUCUCACAUGCGAAGAAAUUUUGGAAUUAAUGGACAGUGUCUCUAAAGAAGAUCAUAGCAAAAGGAGCAGUUUUGUUUGUGUACUUCUAAGCCAUGGGGAUGAAGGAAUAAUUUUUGGAACCAAUGGACCUGUUGACCUGAAAAAACUAACAGUUUUCUUCAGAGGGGAUUACUGUCGAAGUCUGACUGGAAAACCCAAACUUUUCAUUAUUCAGGCCUGCCGAGGCACAGACCUGGACUGCGGUAUUGAGACGGACAGUGGAGCUGAGGACGACAUGGCCUGUCAGAAAAUACCAGUUGAAGCGGACUUCCUGUAUGCCUAUUCCACGGCCCCUGGUUACUAUUCCUGGCGAAACUCAAAGGACGGAUCCUGGUUCAUCCAGUCACUCUGCACGAUGCUAAAACUGUAUGCUCACAAGCUUGAGUUUAUGCACAUUCUUACCCGAGUUAACCGAAAGGUAGCCACAGAAUUUGAGUCCUUUUCUCUUGACUCUGCUUUUCAUGGAAAGAAACAGAUUCCAUGUAUUGUGUCUAUGCUCACAAAAGAACUGUAUCUUUAUCACUAAAGAUGGAUGGUAUUUUUGGUUUUUUUUAUUUUUUGGUUUUUUUUUUUGUUGUUUUGUUUUGUUUUAGUUCAUAUGCCAAGUGAGGAAAUGGUUUAACUGAUCCUGUAUUUUCCUCUCAUUUUAAUCUAAUCGAAUGCUUCACAUGGUACUUUGGAACCUGCUACUUUCAUAGCAAUAAAACUAUGAGGCUACCUCACACUCAGAAUCAGGUAGUCGAAAUUGAAUUUAAUUAGGAAUAAAUAAAAAUGGAUAGUAGUACAAUCGUUGUGAGAGGAAAUGUUUCUAAAUCAACUGCCCUGGAAAUUAACAAGUUUCAGUGAUGCUGUUAUGAAUUUUUAAGUAAUCAUGGAAGAGGUUAAACACUGUAAUUAUGAAUUUCAAUGAUCUUAACGUGCUCCUAUAUGAGAGUAUGUACUCUGAUUUUUGUCAAACCACAGACAUGCUAAUGAGGAAUAAUGUAUUCUAGAAUGUGGGGCUCCGUGGGCAGGGUCAAAGUCCUAAAGACCUACCUUGAUUUUAGAAUCAGGAUUUGGAGACAAGUCAACUGUAUUUUUUGGUCAUUUGUCUGAGAGCAUGGUUUUGUGAUGUUGGGCCCAAGCAUGUCUUUAUUGCAAAAAGUCAUGUUUAGUAUUGAAAAGGAAACUAAAUAUUUUGCCAGAGGAAUUGUGAGCAAAUCUCUUUGACUCUCGCGAGGAAUUUAGCUAAAUGCAACAUCAAGGUGGGGUAGGCAGAGUUAGAACUGCAAGGUGCAGAGAUGCAGCUGUCUGCCAACACCCAAAUCCUGUCCUUUGUGCCUGAACCAAAUCUGUUGAGCUUCACAUGCCAGCAAAAUAUGUGAAGAGAUGUUAUGUAAAAGCCUCACACUGUCGAUCAUGCUGCUAGCAGCGUGAAUUGAAGAAAUUCUACAGGAAUGCACUAAAAUACAACUUACAUAGUAACCAGUGAAAUGCCACGAAAAACAAUAAAUCAAUCAGCUGGGCACUCCGUCAUUAGAAGAUGGUCUGAGCCUGAGCAGAGACACCGUGGGCACAGCCUGUGUGAUGAGGGCAGAGCCCUGGACCGGCUUUGGGAAAAGGCCCGCUAGCUAGUUUUUCCGUAUGGACUAGUGUGCGUGGAAGAUACCCCCCAACCCAAGGCAGGAAUCUCCAAGAGAGCCAACCAACUCAGAAGUUUCUGAGAUGGAAAUUUUCCAAAGGUGCUAAGAGUCACAGCAGAAACCAUAGCACAUUUUAUGGUACAGUUUUUAAGCGUGUUAUUUUCUGUUGAAGUUUACAGUCAAAGGUACAAAAAAAUGGUAAUUAUAAUGAUGUCCCAUUCAUUAAAUGAAAGGCCCUUGGCACGCAGGACCUUAGAAAUCACCAGUCUCCCCACUCCUCUGGUGCCUGGGGAAGCAGCCCCCACCAUGGAGGCCAGCCCCGCAGGCGGCCUCCCUCAGGCAGGCCCUGAGUCCUUGCUGCAUCCCGGGGCCUCAGGGGUUUUGCAGUCGUGACAUUUAAGGUAAGCUAUCUCUUGCUCAAAGAAAGAAACUGACAUUUAUAAAUGACCACUCUUUGUUUUACCUGUGGAACUUUUUUCUAAGUAAAUAAGGCAUGUCCUGGUAUCUUGAGAUGUGUUCCUGUGUGACUAUUUUGUAAAUUUUUGUUAUGCAUUUUUAUUUCAAAAUAUA